Aureobasidium uvarum is the source of this 1416-nucleotide messenger RNA. NCBI's taxonomy places the organism in Eukaryota, Fungi, Ascomycota, Dothideomycetes, Dothideales, Saccotheciaceae. The record is from the annotation of a GenBank genome assembly.
AUGAACAGCGACAACCUGGUCCGCUUUGCCGGACAUCUCUAUCGAUACAUCCGGGACCCUAUGCCUACCAACACGCACAACGACGCCAUCUGGUGCCUGGGCCAAACAUACGACUCACUCCCCGAGACCAACUCACCCACGUCCACCCAACCUCCACCCUCGCUACCGUCUACCUCAAGUCCGACACCCGCGACCGACUCUAAUCAGUCAGCCUCGUCAAUAACACCUCAGAAAGAAGACGAAUUCGAAACCAUCCAAGUCCAGGAGGCCACCAACGAUAACGCCUGGCCACCUGCCUUUCUCGACGACCUGGAGUCUCGCAUAUGGUUGACCUACCGCUCCAACUUCUCACAAAUCGCCAAGUCUACCAACCCCGAUGCCUCUUCUUCACUGUCUUUCAGGACUCGCCUCUUGCAGUUGGGCAACCAGGGAGGCUUCACAAGCGACACUGGCUGGGGCUGCAUGAUCCGAAGUGCUCAGAGCCUGUUGGCAAACACUUUACAAAUACUUGACCUGGGAAGAGACUGGCGCAGNGGGGAGCAGUCCGACUCCGAGCGAAAACUAUUGUCUCUGUUCGCAGAUGAUCCUUCUGCUCCCUUCUCCAUACACCGUUUCGUCGAGCACGGCAGCAAGGCUUGCGGCAAGCAUCCUGGAGAGUGGUUCGGCCCCUCGGCGGCAGCUCGUUGCAUCAAGUAUGCCCUCUUGUUCUAUGUUCUGAAGUCCACUUUCGCUGACCAUCAACAGNNAGCCUUGGUAGAUUCACAUGCUUCUUCUGGCCUUCGAGUCUACAUUCGUCCCGAUGACUCGAGUGUGUACGAAUACAGCCUCGUGAGCACCGCUCGCGCUUCCGACGGCUCUUUCCAACCAACUCUGAUUCUACUGGGAACCAUGCUGGGCAUUCGUGGUGUGACUCCAUCCUACAGGGAAGCCAUCAAGGCUGCUCUGCGUCUUCCUCAGAGUGUCGGCAUUGCUGGGUAUGACUUUUCUCUUGUCUGCUCCUCCUCUGACCACCGACUGACCUUUGUCCACAGUGGCCGACCAUCCUCCUCGCACUACUUCAUCGGCACUCAAGCCGACCACCUCUUCUACCUCGAUCCACACACCACGCGACCUCUACUGCCUGCUUCUCCUUCUGAAGCCGAUAUUGCCUCCUGCCACACACGUCGUCUACGCCUGAUACCACUCGAGGAUAUGGAUCCGUCCAUGCUCCUUGGCUUCCUUAUCCGCGACGAGGCAGAUUGGAACGACUGGAAAGCCGCCAUCGGGGCUACUCCACCUACCGGUACAAAGAGCAUCGUACACAUUUACAAGGAAGAGCCCUCGCUGUCCGGCGAAACUACCGAUGCCGAGUUUGAGCGUGCCGUUGCCGAAGUACAGAGCUGUGACGAAGACGAAGAAGACGACGCUAUUAUCUGA